AUGCCGCUCUACUACACAGACACCACGCCUACGAACGGUAUUCCGGACAUGAACGGCGUGCCUUCUGAUGCUCCUCCACGACCAAAAUCCGAUGACCUCUCGAAUGCGAUAGCGAUAGUUGGAAUCAGCUGCAAGUUCGGAGGGUCAGCAUCCAACCUCGAUGGUCUAUGGCACACAUUAUCCAGCGGCGAAAGCUGCUGGUCGCCAGUUCCCAAGAGCCGCUUCGACAUUAGCAAGACAUCGCAUCCCGACUCUCAGCAGACAGAUAGUCUGAUUAUCCACCUGAAGCUUCAUGUAAAGGGCGGCUUCUUCAUCGAGGAAGAUUUGACCGAGUUCGAUGCGCCAUUCUUCAACCUUACGGCGGAGGUCGCGAAGUCCAUGGACCCACAGCUGAGGAUAAUGUUGGAAGGAGUAUACAAUGCGACUGAGAGUGCUGGAAUUCCCAUCGAGAAGCUUUCCGGCUCGAACACCUCCGUAUAUUCUGCAACCUUCGGCAGAGACUAUGCCGAGAUGUUGAUGAAAGAUGCGGACUCAAUGCCCACAUCUCUCGUCACUGGAAACGGUCCAGCCAUGUUCGCCAACCGUGUUUCACAUUUCUACAACCUGAUGGGACCCAGUGUCACCGUCGACACGGGAUGUUCAGGUGGUCUAGUAGCCCUGCACAUGGGUGUCAACAGCAUCCGGAAUGAAGAGUCGGAAGUUUCCAUCAUUGGAGCCUCCAACGCAAUAUUGAACCAAGACUUCUACAUCGCCAUCUCGAAUCUGGGUCUUCUACACGAAGAUGGGAAGUGUUAUUCCAUGGAUCAUCGUUUCGGUGGUUACGGCAGGGGCGAGGGCAUGGCCGUGUUGGUUUUGAAGAAGUAUUCCGCGGCAGUCAGGGAUGGCGACCACAUCCACGCUUUGAUCCGCGAGUCUGCUGUCAACCAGGACGGCAGAACCGGAACGAUAACGUCUCCCUCCAUGGACGCGCAACAGCAGCUCAUCAAGCAAUGCUAUAGCCGGGCAGGAAUCGACCUCUCAUCAACAGGCUACGUCGAAGCCCACGGUACAGGGACCGGGGGUGACGCUAUUGAAGCCGAAGCCUUAGCAUUGACCUUCGGCAACUCAAGAGAGAAGUUUGACCCAAUCUGGGUCGGCUCUGUCAAGAGCAACAUUGGCCACACUGAACCUGUUAGCGGGCUAGCAGCAGUCAUCAAAGCAGCUCUCAUACUACGCCACAAGCAAAUACCUGCAAAUCCUACCUUCGAGAAAGCCAAUCCGAACAUACCACUAGAGGAUUGGAAACUUCAGGUACCGACAGAGCUGACGCCAUGGCCAAAGGACAAGCCGUUCAGGGUAUCUGUCAACAACUUUGGUUAUGGUGGAACCAAUGCACAUGUUAUCCUCGAUGCGCCCCCGAGCCCUGGCGAACAACGUCGCUUCGCACUCCAGAAUGGCAACGGCGAGAUCUCCAAUGGACAUGCCAGCACUAAUGGACAUGCCGACACCAACGGGCACCCAAGUACCAAUGGCCAUGCCCUCAGCAAUGGCCAUGCGAGCAAUAGCAUUGACCAACCUUCCGGCAGCUCUACCGAACCGUCAUCUUUGGUCUACAUGCUGAGCGCCAAAGAAGAGGGUGGCGCCGUCACACGGUGCAAAGACCUAGCGACGUACAUCCGCAACGCUCUGCAGGAAGGGAACGCCCCAGCACCCAACGAUCUGGCCUACACGCUUUCCGAGCGCAGAUCGAGGUUUCCAUGGACCGUCGCCGUCAAGGCCCACAGUCUGGAGCAACUAGCCGACCUCCUCGAAGACACCCGCUUGAAGCCGACCCGCGCAUCGUCUGCGCCAGUCCGCAUAGGCUUCGUCUUCAACGGUCAAGGUGCGCAAUGGUACGCUAUGGGCCGCGAGCUCAUGACCUCAUCUGAGGUGUUCAGCUCAUCCAUCGAUCAAGCUGAGGCCCACUUGCAAGAAUUUGGUGCGCUUUGGUCGUUGAGAGAAGAGCUAUCGCGUGAUGUGAAGACUACCAACGUCGCAGAGAUUGAGCUUAGUCAACCGCUCAGUGUCGUUGUUCAGCUGUGCUUGGUUGACUUGCUGCGGUCCUGGAAUGUUAUUCCUUCCGCUGUCGUCAGUCACUCGAGUGGUGAGAUUGCGGCAGCAUACGCGGCGGGCAUUCUUUCGUUCAAGGAAGCUGUUGGCGUCGUAUAUCACCGUGGACGACUUGCCAAGAAGUACCAGAAGAUUACAAAGCUAUCGGGCGGCAUGAUGGCUGUUGGUCUCGGUGCCGAAGAAGUCCGGGAGUACCUGACUGAUCUCUCUUCGGAUGGUAAAGUGGUAGUCGCUUGUGUCAACAGCCCAUCCAGUGUUACGAUCUCUGGUGACAUGGAUGCUCUGGAAGAAGUCGCAGACCGUUUGGCAGACGAUGAUGUCUUCGCAAGGAAGCUGAAGGUUCCUCUCGCCUACCACUCUCAUCACAUGGAGCAUAUGGCGGAAGAGUACCAGAGUUGCCUCGAAGAACUUCUAGGACCGAUCGUAGAAGGCGAGCUCGACGUCGUCUUUGCGUCUCCAGUAACCGGUGACAUUGUCACUUCGCGUUCGACUUUCGAGGCCGCACACUGGGUGCGCAAUCUCACCAGUCCCGUUCUGUUUUCCAACGCGUUGGAAGCAUUGGUAUUUGGAGCGACAAAGCCUGAGGGUGAAGCGCCAACACCGAAUCAUCAGGUCUCCGUCUUCCUAGAAAUUGGGGCGCACGACACCUUGUCAGGUCCCGUCAGACAAACGCUCGGCGAGACACGCAUGCCGUAUCUUUCCUGUCUGAAGCGGCCUUUGAAUGCGAUUGACACUGUGCAAGACGUCGUCUGUGCCCUUGUGGCGCGAGGCUACCCUGUCCACCUCACAACAGUGAACAGACCCCAAUCGAACAUCUCACACCAGUCAAAGUAUAUCCAUAACCUUCCGGAAUAUCCCUGGAACCAUCAGACCUCCUACAAGAUCGAGCCAAGGGCUUCCGAAGAGCAUCGAUACAAGCGCUUCAAGCCCCAUGAGUUGCUUGGCAGGGCUAUUCCUGGCUCAAACCCUCUGACCCCAACCUGGCGCAACUUUCUCCGUUCGAAUGACAUUCCCUGGCUAGUCGACCAUCAACUAGAGUCAAGUGUGGUCCUUCCUGGCGCGGGAUAUGUGUCAAUGGCCAUCGAAGCAAUGCGUCUUCUCAAGAGCAAGCCUGACCAAGAGGUACCUCAGUUGCAGUAUCAUUUGCGAGAUGUAGACAUCAUCAAUGCUCUCAUCAUACCACAAACGUCGAGUGCCUCGAACAGGGGAAUAGAGAUCCAGUUCUCACUCCGUCCCUGCAGCGACAAGGACCUGGACAACGCCGAUUGGUACGAAUUUGAGUUGUGGUCGGUCAGUGCCAAGCACGCUUGGAUACAGCACUGCAAGGGCUGCAUCACACCUAGACCAGACCACGGCGUGCAUUUACUAGAGGAUGCCAGAGCUUCUCUUGGCCCUGUACUGUCUCACCAGAAGCACACCAAGGAGAUCGAGCCCGAGACGCUCUACCAAAUUUUGCGAGAUUCGGGCUUCCACCACGGACCAACAUUUCAGAACAUUGUUGGGAGUCGUGUUCUUCGUGAACGAUCGGAAACCGAAUUCUCUGUCGCUCCAGCGGCCUUUGAACGCGAACAGCAAUACGUAGUACACCCAACGACACUGGACUCGAUUUUCCAAUGCUGUUACGCGACCCUACCCGCCGAUCUCACGAAGGAUGCAAUGUUCAUACCUCGCUCGAUUCGGAAGGUGAUCGUGCCGUCCCAGCUCGGUACACAUGCGGACCAGCGGUUACUCGCAAGCCUGGACUGCCUGUCAUCAGGCGCCAAAGGUUCAAUUUUCACCGGUUCAGUGUUUCCCACAGGAGAUGAUGCGCACCAAACGGGAUCGUUCGAGAUGCAAAACUUCCGUCUCCAGCGUGUUACCCAGGCGGCCACGAGUGCGCAAGAUGCGAAGUCAGCGCAUCCUGCGAUCCAUUCCAAGAGCCGAUGGGAACUCGACGUCCACUAUGCUAUCCCAGAUGAUAUCAAAGACUCGAUGAGGAUUCCCUUAACCCAGUCUGAACUAGACUUUGCAAGGGACAUCCGCGAGAUAUCUUACCACCAUAUUGCCAAAACUCUGGAGCAACUGGGACCCAAGGCUGACGACCAAUGGACUUGGUAUCACAAGAGGUUCUACGAGUGGAUGAACUCCAUCAUCCUGACAGCCGACAAAGGUAUCCUAAUGUCAGGGAGCGACGAAUGGUCCACGAGAGACAGAGCUUCGAUCGAGGAACUUUGUAAUCGAGUGGCCCAAACCAAUGCGUCCGGAGAGUUGGUCCAGCGCGUCGGAAGCCACCUGUGUGACAUCGUGCAAGGCAAGUUGACACCUUUGGAGUUGAUGAUGGAAGACGGACUGUUGAAUCGCUACUACGAACAGCUACCGCAGCUUUGCAACGGCUCUUAUAAGCAUCUCCGAAAGAUUGUCGACCUUUACUCUGUUGUGAAAUCCGGAGCCAAAGUCAUUGAGAUUGGUGGCAGAACUGGCGGAGCAACAUCCGUUGUUUUGGACGCUUUAGCUGCGCGAUCAGAGCAAGACUCAGGCACUUCGCUGCUGGGUCAUUACGACUUUACGGACAUCUCUUCAGGGUUCUUUGGCGCAGCAAAGACCAAAUUUGCCACUUGGGAAGACAAGAUGAACUACUCCAAGCUCGACAUUGAGCAAGAUCCGAUCGAGCAGGGUUUCGUAGCCCAUAGUUACGAUCUUGUAGUUGCUUCACAUGUGCUCCAUGCGACACCGAGCCUGGAGCGCACCUUGUCGAACGUAAGAAAGCUGCUGCGACCAGGAGGCCAGCUCGUCUUGCUCGAAGGAAGCCAGGAUUCGCUCGACGUCCAGUUAAUCUUUGGAACCGUUGAGAGAUGGUGGUUGAGCGAAGAGCCUGAGCGCCAAACAUGCCCUUACGUCAACCUGGGAGUAUGGGAUAAGGCUCUGAAAGCAGCAGGCUUCUCUGGCGUCGAGUUCGAGAUUGGGGACUGCGAGAACCCUGAAGUCCAGUUUACCAGCACCAUCUUGUCGCACGCCAAAACCCCGGAUCCAUUGUAUCCGUCUUCAAUAUCCAUUGUUGUACCGUCAGCUUCGGAACCUCAAGCUUGGUUGGAUCAAGUAUCAGGAACCGUGCAGCACGUUACUGGUUCAGCUCCCUCGGUGGAGACUUUCGAUGAAGUUGAGGCAGACAGUGACCGUCUGCUCAUCAUGGCGCUCGACCUUAGCACACCUUUCAUCGAUACCAUGGAUCGCCAUGCAUUUGAAAAGCUCCGAAGUCUCCUUCUUCACUCCAAGGGCAUUCUUUGGCUGAGCUUUGGUGGAGCUGUCGACGAUGAAGAUCCACGCUUUGCCCAAGUGACUGGUCUCUUGAGAACUCUGCGACGCGAAGAUCCAAGCACACGAUACGUUCGCUUGGCAUGCGAGCCACCCCAACAAUCAUUGCCAACCGAGACCACCCUGAUGCUUGCGCAUGUGUUCAAGCAGAGCUUUGACUACAGCUCAUCUGAGAACAUCAACAUUGAUUGGGAAUAUUGCGCCAAAGGCCAGAACCUGUACGUUCCCCGCAUCUAUCCGGACUUUGAACAAGAUCGGGCUGUCAGCGGAGGCGCAAAACCUCUUCAGCUGCAGGAGUUUAGCUACUCUGGCAAAUCUCUCGUCCUACAACCAUCAGGCAGCGGUGCAUCUGGCGCAGAGUCCUGCUUUGUGGAUACAUCUGAUGCGGCGGAUGAUCUGCCGAGUGGGUUUGUUGAGAUCGAACCGAAAGCCUUUGGGCUGAACAUUGUAGGGGCGAGUGAGGAGAACGAGUCGGUUGCGCAUGAGAGCAGUGGUAUCAUUAGGAACCUUGGCCCAGACACACGAGACUCUGGACUUCGCGUUGGAGAUCGAGUGUGCGGCAUCUUCAAAGGACCUAUCAACAACGCCGGUCGCGCUCACUGGACCAGCGUCGUCAAGGUUUCCGACAAGCUUACAUGGGAGGAAGCCGCGUCCACCCCGUAUGCAUAUUCGACCGCAUGCUUAGCCCUGCGCGACAUCGCAAGACUUCAGAAGCAUGAGCGAGUGCUGUUACACUUUGGUACGGCAGGUGUGGGCCAGGCUGCUCUCGCACUGGCCGAGAACAUCGGAGCCGAGAUCUUCGUCACUUGCGGAACAGACGAAGAGCGUCAAGUUCUGCUGGAAGAAUACACCAUCGCUCCCAGCCAUAUCCUGCAGGAUGAAGCAGCCUCUCUCGUGUCUGCUAUCAUGUCUCAGACAAACAGCGAGGGAGUUGAUGUGACGCUGAGCUCAGUUACUGGGCCGUUGCUCAAGGCAUCCUGGGAGUGCACUGCACCGUUUGGUCGCUUUGUGCAGAUCGGUAAGGCUGAUACCGAGAAGUCAAAGCAUCUUGACAUGUCGCCCUUUGGCCGCGGAGUGUCCAUGACUGGUCUUGAUACCCUCCAGUACAGCGAGAUGAGAGGCGCCAUGUUCCACAGGGCAUUGGCGAAUUCCAUCGAAUUGUUGCAGCACAAAGAAGCGAGACCCGCGACACCAAUCAAGGUUUUCAAGCUGGCCGAGAUCCAUGAAGCGCUCCAGUAUGUCCGAGGUGGGAGCUACAUGGGUAGUGCUGUGAUUCUGCCACAGCCAGGUGACGAGGUUCAUGUCGUCCCGAAGGCUGAAACGUCGCUUGGCCUAGACGCUCCAGACUCUACCUUCAUGAUCGUUGGAGGUCUUGGAGGGAUUGGACUUGCCACUGCUUCGUGGAUGUUGGAACAGGGGGUCAAGAACCUGUUGAUCGUCUCCCGCAAUGCUGUAGCUCAUCCGAAGGGGUUGGCGUUGGUUGAACAAGGUCAAGACCACGGUUGCAACGUCUAUCUUCGCAACUGCGACAUUGCCGACGAAGGAGCGGUCUGUAGUCUCCUCGCAGACGUGAAGGCAGAGUUACCUCCGAUCCGUGGAGUUCUUCAAAUUGCUGCAAUCCUUGACGACACUGUCUUUGAAAGCAUGACUUUCGAGCAGUGGCAGAAGGCCAUUGGCCCCAAGGUCACCGGCACCUGGGCCCUCCACAACAAUCUGCCUGACCUCCAAUUCUUCAUCACGACCUCUUCCGCCACUGCAGUCCUUGGCAACGUGUCACAGAGUAACUAUACCGCUGGCGGUACGUUCCAGGACGCGAUUGCUCGAUACCGCACUGCCCUUGGCCUACCCGCCGUGACAAUAGAUCUUGGUCCUAUUGACGAUGUCGGAUUAGUCGCACAAGGUGGAGAUGUGGUGAAGAAGCGCGUGGAGAAGGCCCUUGGCAUGAAAUGUCUUCCGAUUGCCCACGUAUUGCGACUAUUCGAGGAUGCAAUCAGGAACCCAAAUCGACGCCGGCCCGAAAACAGUCAGAUUGUUACGUGUAUCACUGGAUACAGCAAAUUGGUUGACGACCCAGCGGUGAAGAACGACCGUCGAUUGGGAACCCUGCGACUGGGCGAUGACACCACGACAGAAGCCUCAGCUCAGGGACAGUCCGAAUCCUCCAAGAACAUCGAUGGAUUGGUAUCUCAGUUAUCGGCACUGUCGGCGGGUGACAACAAAGCGAAGGAGAUCGUCAAGGACCUGCUAGUAGCCAAGGUUGCGGACUUGUUCAAUCUGGAGACGAGCGCUAUCGACACCGCUGAUGCGCUCACAAGUAUCGGAGUCGAUUCCCUGGUUGCUGUGGACUUCCGGAACUGGUUGGGUAGCGUUGUCAAAGCUAAAGUCAGUAUCUUCGAGAUUCUGCAAACACCGUCGCUCAGCGAGUUCGCUAGCUUGGUCGCGGAAAGGAAAGGGUAG
Molecule: messenger RNA, 7836 nt
Organism: Alternaria ventricosa
Lineage: Eukaryota; Fungi; Ascomycota; Dothideomycetes; Pleosporales; Pleosporaceae
Product: Type I Iterative PKS
Exons: 3
Coding region: 1-7836 (2611 amino acids)
Biological process (GO): fatty acid biosynthetic process; secondary metabolite biosynthetic process
Molecular function (GO): fatty acid synthase activity; oxidoreductase activity; phosphopantetheine binding
Source: RefSeq, a predicted model, not a curated record